Strongylocentrotus purpuratus (purple sea urchin) is the source of this 1135-nucleotide messenger RNA. Its product is annotated as synaptotagmin-1. Gene Ontology annotation, molecular function: nucleoside:sodium symporter activity. Gene Ontology annotation, biological process: nucleoside transmembrane transport. Gene Ontology annotation, cellular component: membrane. Bases 700 to 1053 code for a protein of 117 amino acids. Lineage: Eukaryota; Metazoa; Echinodermata; Echinoidea; Camarodonta; Strongylocentrotidae. The transcript has 5 exons. The record is from RefSeq and is a predicted model, not a curated record.
GAUUUAGACAUUCCUCAAUAAAUUAAACAUACCAAUCAAACAUAACAAUCAAUCAGCAGUACACAUGUUUUGGCAUUUAUUGUGGAAUGCUUUCAUUGACAAUUUGAAAUAUCUGAUGCAAAGAAAAAUGGUGAAUGACUGUUUUUUUUUUUUUUUAACUUGUAACUUUGUAAAUUUCUUGUUCCUUUGGUACAUGUAGUUUCAAUUUGUUUGUAUUUCAUUUUUGAUAUCAUUUCGUUGUCGUACGAAGUCCAGCGAACGAGAUUACAGCUUGCUAUGACGAAGGCAUUGUAAUAAUAGGGGUGGAUGUCAUUUUGUACACCCAAUACACACUUAAGACGGAGGCUUGUGAUAGAAAUACAUUCUUUUUCUUUUCUUCAGCUGUGUGUAUAGUGCUGUAUUCUUAUGCUUCGUAUUGAACAUUUGAACAUACUGUACGCAAUUACAGAGGUGCAUUGCAGUGUUUAUGUGGUUGAAAUGUUGGAAAAUCAGCACAGAUAUUGAUGUCGCCGUGCUUUGCAAAUCCAUCCAGACCGUAGUAUAAACACCACACAAAAGAAUGGCCGACCCAGAGGUCUCACAAGCAGCAGUCCCUAAUGAGUCCGCAGCUGCACCCCCCGCCCCACAGAGGGCGCUGCGGAUGGCGGGGGAGGAGGAGGAGGAGGCAUUGGAGGUGCCUUUGCAAAUGCGGGCACCAACAUGAAGAACAAGAUAAGCGACGUGAUGGAUAAAAUUCCUUUUCCAACAUGGGCUGUGGUAGCCAUUGCCAUUGUGGCAGGCCUUAUACUCCUCUGUUGCUGCUUCUGUAUCUGUAAAAAAUGUUGCUGUAAGAAGAGGAAAAAGAAGGAAGGCAAGAAAGGCCUUAAGGGGGCCGUCGACCUGAAGAGCGUCCAGAUGCUGGGCAACAGUUAUAAAGAGAAGGUUCGAUCGGAAGUGAUUGCUACCUACGCCCUCUACGGCUUUGCCAACAUAGGCUCUGUAGGCAUUGUACUAGGUGCUUUAGGACCUAUGGCGCCCUCAAGGAAGGGUGACUUAGCAGCAGUGGCAAUUUGAGCCCUAAUCGCUGGAACGGUCGCUUGCUUCAUGACUGCAUGCAUCGCAGGUAUCCUCUAUGUACCAGAAGACAUUCCUUUUA